AUGGUCAAACUGCCAAGGGGAUGGAAGUUAGAGAAACAGGCAGCCCUGAGCGAGCCGAUAUCUUUAACGAUUCUGCUGAAGCAGCCCCGAAUGGACGAUUUAAAAUCUAGACUGGAGGAAAUCAGCGACCCGGCUCAUCCCGAAUAUGGACAUCACUUCUCCAGGGAACAAUUGGAAGCAUACCGAGCAGCAGAUCUCGACGCUGUUCAGUCCGUGUAUGCAUGGCUAGAGAAAAGCGGAUUCGAGAACAUGACAGUAUCAAACUCGUCUAUCAGCUUCACGGAUACUGUUUUUUACGUCGAAGACCUGUUUAACACCACUGUGGGCCACUACUCCUUUGACAAUUCAGCAACACGGCUUCGAGCGGAGUCGUACUCCAUCCCCGAAUCGCUGUCUGGCUACAUCGACUUCAUCCACCCCUUAACGCACUUCAUGCCACCAACAUAUUUACGGCUCGAACCUCAUCCUCUUCCUCCUCUCCCGCCGCCUCCGCCUCCGCCGGACAAUCCCAUUGACGUCCCCAUUCCACCCGACCCAUCAGCCGUCCACUCCCGCCAAAGCCCUCAACCCUGCCCCUCGGGCCUCGUCACCCCUUCCUGCCUCAAAACGCUCUACAACCUCACCACUCCCCCUCCACCACCCCUUUUCUCCCCCUCCCCCGUCCACCUAGGCAUAACCGGCUUCCUAGACCAAUACAUCAACGCCGAAGACGUCUCUACUUUCCUCAGCAAACACGCCCCUGACCUCCACGCCGCAAACUACUCCUUCUCCGUCAUCCUCGUGAAUAAUGGCACGAAUCCGCAAACCCCCCUCAGCACAGCCGGCCUCGAAGCCAGCCUCGACAUGCAGUACGCCAUGGCGCUCGGGUACCCCUCUCACGUGACGUACUACUCUGUCGGCGGACGAGGGGCGAAACUCGAUGCUGAAGGGAAACCCAUUGAUGCGGCGAGAAGCGAUAACGAGCCUUAUCUUGAAUUUUUGGAAUACCUGCUUGCGCUCCCGGAUACGGAACGACCGCAGGUGUUGAGUAUUUCGUACGCCGACGACGAGCAAUCGGUGCCUUAUCCCUACGCAGUCAGGGUAUGUGAUCUCUUCGCGCAGCUUACUGCACGGGGGACCACGGUCCUCGUUGCCUCGGGGGACGGCGGGGUAAUGGGGACGGGGCAGAAUGGAUGUUAUAGCAAUGACGGGCUCAAGACCGAGGAGUUCAUACCUACGUUCCCGGCGUCGUGUCCUUACGUCACGGCCGUGGGGGCCACAGGGGAACAGAGGCCGUUCCAAGGAAUGAGCUUCAGCGCGGGCGGCUUCAGCAAUUACUUUGAGGCGCCCGGGUGGCAGAAGACGGCUAUAGAAGGGUAUAUACAGGCGCUCACGGGGAACCAUGUUGGGUUGUAUAAUAAUAGUGGGCGGGCAGUGCCGGAUCUAAGUGCGGUGGGCACGGGGUUUGUGAUCGAGUGGAGGGGAGAAGAGACGGGGGUCUUGGGGACGAGUGCGAGUACGCCGGUUGUGGCGGCCGUGAUGGCGAGGAUUAAUGAAGCAAGGUUGAGGGCGGGAAGGAACAGUACUGGGUGGCUGAAUCCGGCGAUUUAUUUGUCGCCUGUAAGGCAGGUGUGGGAGGAUGUGGUGGGCGGAACGAGUCAGGGGUGUAUGUUUGGGACUGAGAUUGAGACGGGGUUUGAGGCGCUUGCUGGGUAUGACUGUGUGACUGGGGUUGGAACUAUAGGAGACUUUGACAGCUUAUUGGCGCUCUUGGGUUGA
Molecule: messenger RNA, 1758 nt
Organism: Pseudomassariella vexata
Lineage: Eukaryota; Fungi; Ascomycota; Sordariomycetes; Amphisphaeriales; Pseudomassariaceae
Product: peptidase S8/S53 domain-containing protein
Exons: 1
Coding region: 1-1758 (585 amino acids)
Biological process (GO): proteolysis
Molecular function (GO): tripeptidyl-peptidase activity; serine-type endopeptidase activity
Source: RefSeq, a predicted model, not a curated record